Contarinia nasturtii (swede midge) is the source of this 3769-nucleotide messenger RNA. RefSeq lists its product as uncharacterized. Gene Ontology annotation, cellular component: postsynaptic density membrane; AMPA glutamate receptor complex. The transcript has 7 exons. The record is from RefSeq and is a predicted model, not a curated record. NCBI's taxonomy places the organism in Eukaryota, Metazoa, Arthropoda, Insecta, Diptera, Cecidomyiidae. Gene Ontology annotation, biological process: regulation of AMPA receptor activity; postsynaptic neurotransmitter receptor diffusion trapping; neurotransmitter receptor internalization. Gene Ontology annotation, molecular function: voltage-gated calcium channel activity; channel regulator activity. Bases 403 to 3372 code for a protein of 989 amino acids.
AUACGCACGCACUUAAAAAAUAGCUGCUGCUCACCGCAACUAGCACCACGUUUCACUUGUUUGAAUUCAUCGAAGUGAUUUUCUGGUGUUACGAAAUUGCAUGGAAUAGAUAACCUAAUUUUGGUUAAAGUCAUUGUAUCAACGAAACAGCAUAAAGACGCAGACAGAUAAAUUGGCGAAUUUACUAAAACAAGAAAAAAAUGGUUAUGAUUUGUGUGCUAAGUUCGCAUAAAAUUUGAUGAUUUUGCAAUAUUGUGAUUAUUUAUUAUGAGAUCGUGAUGGGUGUUCAUAAGAAAAGUGCGUCUAAAUGUAAAUUUAUUACUUUUAUCAAUAAGAGAAAAUCGUAAAAUUCGUGCGAAAUUCGAAAACCCGCUUAUUCAAGUGUAGAUACGGUUCAAUAAAAUGCGAGAGUUUCCAGUAACUGUAUCAUCGCAUGUGUAUCACAUAAAUUCAAGCGCAUCGAAUUUAUUUGACGAUGAUGAAAGAAAAUUGCCCACAAUCGAAUCCGAUAUAAAUUGUGCUCGUUUUCAUCAAAAAGCGACCGCACAACAACAGCAACAACAAUGCAAUAACAACAAAAAUACCGCCAAUUAUAUUUGUACAUCAAAUGGUGAUCUAACGUCCUUGCAAAGUGGCCGUUUGCAGAACUUUAGCAACAUAAAUAACAUUCGUAACAAUAAUUGCAAUCGUUCGCAUAAAAUCGCUGUAAAAAGUGGCAAUGAUAAGAAUGGAGAGUUAUUAGGUGAACGUGAGAGAGGCGAUAAUAUUGACGGCAAUCGUGCAACCAACAGUGGAAAUGCGUCUUAUUCGAUAUUCGAUGCAAUCACAAAUGCUGUUACAACCGGACAUUGUGCGAACACAAUUUAUCCAAGCAAUGAUCAAAAUGACGCUGAUUUUGAUCAAAUCAAUCUUGAUCCAAUGCCCACAUCAACAUCCAUGCAUAAUUUGAAAAAUACGUCGAUGCACAUGAACAAUGAAUGUGGACAAUUUCAACAUUACAAUCAACAUUUCAACACAACUCGAACGCAUCAAUUUCCUUCAGCAAACUACAAACAUAGUUAUUUAUUAUGGAUUGGAACACCUGUAGCAGCCAGUUUUGCCGUCGCAAUAAUGGUCGCCUCUCUCGCCGGACCACAGUGGUUGUUAACAGAGGAAAAAAUUCGCAAUCCGAACUUCAAUGGAACUAUCAACUACAACAAUGCUGCCAUAGAUGACGGAAUGUACAUUUUAAAGACUACAAAAUCAAGUUUGUGGAUAUUAUGUUUCGCUCAAGGUGUGGAAUAUCAAUGUUCAAAAAUUGAUUAUUUUCCAAAAGAUGAAUACAGUCCUGAUCCCAACGAUUCAACAUUGGCCAUUCCUUACGCUGUAAUAAAAUCAACGCCAUUUUUUCUCAUAUCCGGAUUUAUUUUAGUUGUGAGCUACCUCAUACUAAUGGUAGCAAUGUGCUCACAAAAGCACAGCGUUCUCUUUUUCUUUUCCGGUAUUUUCUUCAUCAUUGCAGGCUUGACAAUGCUAAUUGGACUCAUCAUGUAUAUAAGCAUGUUUAAAUCGGAGAUCGGAUCAAAAUUGCGGCCAAUAUCGAUGUUUCAGCCACCUUUAUUCACUUAUAGAUACGGCCAUAGUUUUAUUUUGUUUGUAAUCGGAUGUAUAUCAGCUGAAAUUGUUGGAACAUUGAAUUUUUUUCUCUUCAUACAAAUACGUGAGAUUGGACGCGAAAAGGCGAUUCCGUGCUUCAUGAUGUACGCUGGCACAUCGAAAGAGAAGACAGACGAAAAACGAAUUAAUCCAAUCGCACAGGAAUUUAAAAUGCCACCGCCUUUUAAAUGUCAAAAACAUCCGACUGUUCCAAACGUGUUUUUCUCACCAAAUUCACAGCGUCGAUAUUUUUUUGAAAAGCCCACUCAAAAAUGCGACACAUCACAGAAAAAUUUGGCAAAAAGCUUGAAUGAAUUAUAUACGGAACCAGCGCCGAAUACAUUAUUUCCAUAUGAGCUACCGCAUGAAUUUCCAUUAACACGUAGUGUUAGUACGACAACCGACAUAUUUUCCAAUUGUUCUGGCGGUUUCGCUUCUGCAAACACUAAUUCAAAUAAGUCGCUUCGCAUGUACACGCCGCAGUUGAAUAAACGGGCAAUGAAUCGACAUCAUCAACAGCAGCAGCAGCACCAACAACAGCAGCAACAUCUGCAGCAAUCGGAAUAUUCCAUGCAAAAUCAUAACUAUAAAUCAAUUUCAAGGGAUGGUUCGCGAGAUAGUUUGAAUGAUACAGGCGUCGUGAAUAAAGGAAUUCUGACGAACCGUGAAAAAUCCAAAGAUGAGUUGUUUCUUGAAUUUUGCCGAAAAGCAGGUCAAAGACCGAAGCCAAAAGAUAUUUAUUUCAUAGAUACAUACGAGGGGCCGACCGAAAAUGAUGUCUUUGUUGUGGAUAAUUAUGCAACAAAUCGAAAAAAUCAUCGCAAUUCAAAUGUAAGCGGAACGCAAAAGCCAACAAAUGUCUAUAAUUCAAAUCAAUCAUUGAAAGAAUCAAACAAUAUUGCUGGCGGCAAGAAAACCUAUCUGCCAAACAAUUUAUUCGAUUCGAACAAUUUUGGUGGUAGCAGUGAACGGACGGCCGCAUUUCUAAAUGCCACACGUGACACGAAUUAUCUUUCGCACAGUCGAAGUAAUUCACGCGAUUCAAAUUUAUACACUAGUCGAACACUGCCACGAGAUUUUCUUAAGAAAAACAUUGACUACGAUUUAGAUGAGUUUUGUAAUCGGCGCAUAUCAGCUAAUGGAAUCUAUACGCCAUAUAAUAUAAGUAUGACAUUACCGUCAACCGAAACCAUGACCAUUUCAGCACCAAAGGAAUUCACCGAUCCCACCAACGAUUUUUAUAAAAAAUCAUAUGAUACGCUUGCUUCGCGAAACAGUCGCCAACGUGACGCGUAUACAGGAAGCGAAGACACUUUGGCUGUAAAAUGGCCAAAUUUUAUACCAGGCUCACCAGCAAGUUUCUCUAAUCGUUUUAAUUAUAAUGCCACUCCAGUCAUCGCGAACGUCACAUCAUUUUCGCCAAAUAAAGAAAGGAAAUCGGCUCAAAUGUCCACAUUUUAUUCACAACAUUUUCCACAUCAAAUUAAACAACAACCACCUGUUAAUAAAAUAACAUACUUUCCGCAUGAACGCAAUACAAACGAAAUAAAUGCCCAAUCACGAUUUAGUGAUAAUAUUGAAUAUGGGAAUGGCACACAAAACAGUAAUGAAAAUAGCCAGUCCAGUGGUGGCAGCGAUGAGUGUUCCACAUUUGAUUUGGAUCGUAUCGAACGCGAACGCCGAAAAUCACAUGCCAGUUUAUUUGAAGUCGAUUUUACAAAUGGCACACCAGUAUAAAAUCGAUUCGAUCGAUUUUGCUUUUGAACAAUAUAUUUUUAAAGUAAUUAUGCGCACAUGGUAAUCACGUUCCCCAUUUUUGUACUUGUACCGUUUGAUUAGAUGGUAAAAUUUAAUUGCGUAUGUUAAAUAUAAUUGCCGAACUCGCACAAAAUUUGUAGAAUAGCACACAAAAAAGCAUUCGUGGCGAAUUUUAUUGAGAUUGCCAAUGCAUUUGUUUCUCAAUGGAAAAGCACUGAAGAGGUUUUAAGUCUGUGUAUCGUGCACUCGAUUCCCAGAUAUAAUGAUAUGGUUUUUUUUUUCUAAAUAAAUAAAGAAAUACCCGGCAAUAUUAAUUAUAUUAAAAGCAACACUGAAUACAGGGCAAAUUGAUUUGUAUGUUUAUAAUAAUAUAUUC